Molecule: messenger RNA, 2903 nt
Organism: Balaenoptera ricei (Rice's whale)
Lineage: Eukaryota; Metazoa; Chordata; Mammalia; Artiodactyla; Balaenopteridae
Product: lanosterol 14-alpha demethylase
Exons: 10
Coding region: 160-1671 (503 amino acids)
Molecular function (GO): heme binding; iron ion binding; oxidoreductase activity, acting on paired donors, with incorporation or reduction of molecular oxygen
Source: RefSeq, a predicted model, not a curated record
CGGGAGUAGGGGGGUGAGGUUGGAUUUAGUAGGGGACCUGCGGGCCGGGGCCGUCGCCCGACACCUGUGCCGGCUUUUCUCCCUCCGUCGAUUCGGAGGAGCCGGGGCGACCUCGGCCUCCAGCGUCUCCGGUGAACUGACGUGGGGGUGGCGGCCGGGAUGGUGAUGCUGGGCUUACUGCAAGCGGGCAGGUCGGUGCUGGGGCAGGCUAUGGAGCAAGUAACAGGCGGCAACCUCCUAUCCAUGCUACUCAUUGCCUGCGCCUUCACGCUCAGCCUGGUCUACCUGCUCCGCCUCGCCGUCGGCCACCUGGCCACACUGCCGGCUGGGGCGAAAAGUCCACCCUACAUUUUCUCUCCAGUUCCAUUCCUUGGACAUGCUAUAGCAUUUGGGAAAAGUCCAGUUGAAUUCCUAGAAAAUGCAUACGAGAAGUAUGGACCUGUAUUUAGUUUUACCAUGGUGGGCAAGACGUUUACCUACCUUCUGGGGAGUGACGCUGCUGCACUGCUUUUUAAUAGUAAAAAUGAAGACUUGAAUGCAGAAGAUGUCUACAGUCGUCUGACAACACCUGUGUUUGGGAAGGGAGUUGCCUAUGAUGUGCCUAAUCCAGUUUUCUUGGAACAGAAGAAAAUGUUAAAAAGUGGUCUUAACAUAGCCCACUUUAGACAGCAUGUUUCUAUAAUUGAAAAAGAAACAAAGGAGUACUUUCAAAGUUGGGGAGAAAGUGGAGAAAAAAAUUUGUUUGAAGCUCUUUCUGAGCUCAUAAUUUUAACAGCUAGCCAUUGUUUACAUGGAAAGGAAAUCAGAAGUCAACUCAAUGAGAAGGUGGCACAACUGUAUGCAGAUUUGGAUGGAGGUUUUAGCCACGCAGCCUGGCUCUUGCCAGGCUGGCUCCCUUUGCCUAGUUUCAGACGCAGGGACAGAGCUCAUCGAGAGAUCAAGAAUAUUUUCUAUAAGGCAAUCCAGAAACGCAGAGAAUCAGGAGAAAAAAUUGAUGACAUUCUCCAAACUUUACUAGAUUCUACUUACAAGGAUGGGCAUCCUUUGACAGAUGAUGAAGUAGCAGGCAUGCUUAUUGGACUGCUCUUGGCAGGGCAGCAUACAUCCUCAACUACCAGCGCCUGGAUGGGCUUCUUUUUGGCCAGAGACAAAACACUUCAAGAAAAAUGUUACUUAGAACAGAAAACAGUCUGUGGAGAGAAUCUGCCUCCCUUAACUUAUGACCAGCUCAAGGAUCUAAAUUUUCUUGAUCGCUGCAUAAAAGAAACAUUAAGACUUCGACCUCCUAUAAUGACCAUGAUGAGAAUGGCCAAAACUCCUCAGACUGUGGCAGGGUAUACCAUUCCUCCAGGACAUCAGGUGUGUGUUUCUCCCACUGUCAACCAAAGACUUAAAGACUCAUGGGUAGAACGUCUGGACUUUAAUCCUGAUCGCUACUUACAGGACAAUCCAGCAUCAGGAGAGAAGUUUGCUUAUGUGCCAUUUGGAGCUGGGCGUCAUCGUUGUAUUGGGGAGAAUUUUGCUUAUGUUCAAAUCAAGACAAUUUGGUCCACUAUGCUUCGUUUAUAUGAAUUUGAUCUCACUGAUGGAUAUUUUCCCACUGUAAAUUAUACAACAAUGAUUCACACCCCUGAAAACCCAGUUAUCCGAUACAAACGAAGAUCAAAAUGAAAAAGACAGCAAGGAACUAAAAUGUGAAACAUCAGUGUAAACUGCAAAAGCAUUGAAGAGAAUGAAGUUUAUGAAACAACUCCCAGUGUACUUUUUUUUGAGUGUGUAAUUUUAAAAGACAGCCAGCUUAACUUACGGUUUUUAUAUUUUAACUGAAUGGUUCUAUCAAAUCCAAUGGCAUUUCAGAAAUUUCCUAAUAGUUUUAUGAUGGAUAAAGGAAAACUAUAAAUUUCUAUAUAGUUGGUUUCCUUUCCUUUAAGGAAAUCAGGCUCAUUAGUUUGGGGGGGAUCUUUGGUAAUUGGCAGAUUCUAAGUAACACAAUUUCCAGGUAUUAAUUUUAAGAGCAUACAUAGCUCUUGGCAAGUAAGUUCAGAGUAUUCAACUCUUGUAAUAGAUCUGCAAGUAUAAAAGUCCAGUGAAAUACUUGGAAGCCUUAGAUUAUUCAUUUGUUGGGCAAUGUAUGUAUGUGUGAGGAUGGGUGGGUAGGGAAUAAACUCACCUUUAAAGCCUUGGAUAAAAGAGAAUCCUAUUGUUUUGGUAUGAUGAUAUUUAGCAAUGAUGGAGCUAUACUGUAGGAAAAUAUAUUUGAAAUAACUGGAAGUACUGUCUGUAGGAAAUUGAGAUCUAUGACAAUGACUAAUUGUUUUUCCUAAAAAAUAAUUAAUAUGAAAGACUGCUUGUGUAACUUGAUCUAAUUACUAAAUAUUACAUAUUUAUCUGUUUGAUAAAUUUGUAUCUGGUUCCACAUAGUUGCAUCUGUGUGGAAGUCCAAAAUAAAGUCCUUGAGGGAUAAAUUUUGUUCUUUGGCUCAAGGUGGUUCCUGCUUCCUCUCCAGAAUCUAAUUAGGGAUGUUUGUUACUAGUUCUGUUAGUUUAGGUUAACAAGCUUUUUAUUUUUUUCUUUUUAAAUAGAAAAUCUGAGAUCGGGGAAUCUGGCUUUAAGAUAAGGGUAAUACGAAGCAGGGGUCUUGGGAGCGUAUCACUGGUCAAAUUCUGUGAAGCCUGUGUUCAAGAAUCAACUCAAAUUGUAACUGGAGACGUAACUAUAUGAUACCUGUAAUUUGACCACGUACUUUGUUAUUACUAGAUGGGGUAAACAUACUUUCCCUUAUGUAUAUUACAGUUCUGUUUAAAAGGCUGGAGGACUCAUGUUAAACUCUACUUGUGAAGCUAAAAUCUGUGUUGUUGAGUUUUUCACAUUAAAAUUAUCUUUGAGAGUACAGUCUGCAUUCA